Puntigrus tetrazona (Sumatra barb) is the source of this 3293-nucleotide messenger RNA. RefSeq names its product cyclic AMP receptor-like protein A. The record is from RefSeq and is a predicted model, not a curated record. Gene Ontology annotation, molecular function: cAMP binding; G protein-coupled receptor activity. Gene Ontology annotation, biological process: cell surface receptor signaling pathway; adenylate cyclase-activating G protein-coupled receptor signaling pathway. The transcript is spliced from 15 exons. Gene Ontology annotation, cellular component: plasma membrane. Lineage: Eukaryota; Metazoa; Chordata; Actinopteri; Cypriniformes; Cyprinidae. The coding region runs from base 102 to 1160 and encodes 352 amino acids.
UUUGUCCCUCUGCGCACUCCUUACGUGUCAAUGUGGCUGUGGCGUCUCAUGAUGUGCGCGCUCCACAUCAAAAUAUUAGUUAGUAAAAAGAAAGAAUAAUUAUGGGAGAUGAGCAUCCACUCCAGGUUAACAACGACAGCAGCUCCCGCUGUGCUUUCCUCAACGCCGUGCCCGACGACUAUCGAUGUGAUGUGAUUCUUAAAGUGAAAAGAGCCACAGGGACAUUUUCUCUAGUGGCAUGCUUUUUCAUGAUGUUUGCGAUGUGGCUGCUCCGCCGAUGUAACUCUUUGGCACAGAAAAUGAUAUUCAGUCUGACAGUAGCUGCAGCUUUUGACAGUGUUGCGUAUAUUAUGGGAGAGUCUCAUCUAGAGGGAUCUCUGUGUAAUUUUCAGGCCUGGUGGCUCACGUAUUUUGACUGGACUGCACUGAUGUGGGUUUGUCUUAUUACGUUUAAUCUGUACCUGAACCUGGUGAGAGAAAUCAGAACUGAACAUUAUGAGAUACCAUAUCAUUUGGUGGCUUGGGGUAUUCCUCUGCUCAUGUCCACCCUCCCCCUGAUGGCUGGUUACUAUGGUCCUGCUGGAGCCUGGUGUUGGAUCACAGAUAAUCACGUUGGGUGGAGGUUUGGCAUAUGGUAUGUUCCUCUGUUUAGCCUGAUUAUCCUCAUGACCUGCUGUUAUGCUCGAAUCAUCUGUGUGGCCAACGAGAGGAUGCGUUCCUGGUUAGGCACCUUUAAUCCAGAAAGAGAGAGGAGGAAGAUCUCUCUAGCUGAAGAGAUCAGACCGUUGAAGUGGUAUCCCUCUGUCUAUCUGCUCGUCUCUAUAUUUCCUCUCAUAAAUCGACUUCAUAAUGCUGCUUACCCAAAGAACCCUGUGUUUUCGCUGACGUUACUGCACGUGCUCAGUGCACCCUUGCAUGGGCUUGCAAAUGCUCUCGUCUUCGGUAAGGACACCUGGAGUCAGCUGAGUACAACAGGAAUAAAGGUUGCUAUUCAGUCUCGACUGUGUGCCAGCACAAGAAUUAGAGAGUACCACGCUGCAAAUGUAAGAUACACACAUGACCUUGAUACACACUCCGAUUCUGACGAUGAAGACAACAACAUUCUAUUUUACAGCCCAGACAUGACCUUAAAAGAUAGGGGACCCUGGGAGAAUGUUUAGAAAGUGUGUGUGUGUGUGUGUGUGUGUGUGUUCGUGCACAUUUUUACAUUCUUUGCCUUUUAAAGAAUUUCUAUCAGUGUUUCCGUGUUGCAGCUUUCGUGUUGACACUUUAAUUAUAGCAAUUAUUAUUAUGCACCUUUUUCCUCAAAGAGGAAAAAAAGCCUAUGGGUGAGGAAUGUGGUUUGUUAGACGGCAUAGGUACAUAACGUGGAAAAUAACAACGUGCAUAAAACAGUAAAACUGUUUGCACUACAAACCAGUGUGUUCAUAAUGAAUGAUGAUACAUUUAAAUAACAUAAGACGCUUAUUUUCAAUAUCAAGCAGAAAAAUGAACUCUUGAACAGUUAAAAAUAGCUGGACGUGGUUGAGACCUGGAGCUAGAUUGGUGAAAUUUACAAAUGGUGCCUAUUUUUACAUCAAGAAAAAUGUGGAUAGUUGGAAAACAGGAAAGAAAAUGGUUGAUAGUAUGUCUUUCUUUGCUGUUAAUGACGGGUAAAAGCAUAAGUUGUUGUUUUUUUUUUUGUACUGUAUUAAAGUGGAAAAGCUUUAAAUCGAGCAAUUCACCACUUCAAAAUAAUCUUUGUUGUAUAUAAUGUAAUUAAAGACUGCCUUUUCCAAUUCAUUCAGCUGAGUAUUUCAGACUUUUAAAAUGUUUGAGCAUGUUUUAAUAUUGUAUUUAUGAAAAUGUAUGCUAUAUUUUUGUAUUGUUUGCGGACUCAACUAAUUUUAAAUACAAAUCUAAAAACAUUUAUGUCGUGUUUGUGUCUUUUGUCUAGUAGAAAGAGCUGGCACUCAUUAACUUCAGUUAAUCAGCUAAUCAACUUUGAGUUCAAGUUAAUUAAGUCUAAAUUUUGAGUCUCUUAGUGCUUAAGUCAGGAUGAUUAACCAGAAAGCCUUGUUAAGUAGGAGCUUUCCCAUGAACUGCUUUAUAAGAAGGUUAUAAAAGGUCAAAUUUAAAUCAGUGAUUAAAAACGCCAAAGUGUUUUUAUUUUGCAAUAAUAAAACACUUUAAACUAUAAAGCUACCGACACGAGUGGACAGAAGUAGAAGUGUUGUCAGAAAUGCACCUUUGUACUUUAUUUUCACACAAAUGUAGUGUGAAAAUAAUAUUUAGAUGCAAAUUUAUUUAAAUAUUAUUUAUAGUGCUAUAAACAAACGAUAUUAGUUUUUCACCCGUUAUUUAUGUGUGUUUUCCUGAUUGGCCGUGUUGUCUCGCGUCAUCUCAGCGCGUUUAAUCGCAAUUGGUGAACAACUCGUGACGAGUGGCAAGGGAGCCAAUCAACGAGAAGUACGUUGUACGACUGAUGAGAAAUGAGACAGGAACCUAUGCAUAACAUAUUUUCAUAACAGCAGCUGGAAAAUGCAGGGCGCCUCCUGAACAACAACAUUUAUAGCUCGUUUAAAAGACGCUUUUAAAGACGUAUUUUCUGGGCACGAAACAGAUACAGUAGAAACUACGAUCUGUACAGCAUGGUAUGACUUCUGAUAAACGCCGGUGCCUACGUGGUGCGCAAGAUCCGCGCCGCCCUUACAGAGGGAGAGCAGACAGAACAACCUGUGCUCACACCAUGUAGUCUGGCUAAAGGAAAACAGCGCCAUGCGGCAUUGUCCGCUCCAGAGCCUAAGGGUCCUGCUGGGUCAUCUGCAUCUACGGAGACAACUGUACAAAAAUAUGGUUCCCUAGGGUAAAGGUCACGCAGAAGCAAAUCUGGGCACAAUGGAAGAUGAAAAAACAGCAUUGCUAGAGUUUUGGAUGCUGGAUGGUCAUCUAAGCUUGUCCUUUAAAUUUGGAUUUUACCAGUAGAAGGGAUUGUGGUAGAAAUCUGACAUCAGUCCAGUUUUGCUCUGCGUGACCUUUUGUUCUUAGAUGCAAACACUCGCUCUUCAUUUCCCUUUGUCUCUUUCUCUCUUGUUUCCCAUCAGCUGUAGUUUGUGAAGGUCUGUUUAUCAACCUCUUCUUCAGGGGCGAUUCAGAUCUGAUGUUUACCUGCAGCUUUUGUGUUUAUAAUCAUCAACUAACUGACUGUACACUAGCUGAAGACAUAUCGCUGUCAGUAACAGUAACAGCUGACACUCUUUACAAGAUUUCUUAUUUUGUAAUGGCAAAAAAAAUUAAUAAAACAGUCCAGUCUU